Molecule: messenger RNA, 1843 nt
Organism: Ornithodoros turicata
Lineage: Eukaryota; Metazoa; Arthropoda; Arachnida; Ixodida; Argasidae
Exons: 6
Coding region: 211-1839 (542 amino acids)
Biological process (GO): negative regulation of DNA-templated transcription
Molecular function (GO): DNA binding
Source: RefSeq, a predicted model, not a curated record
AUAUCGCGAUGUUUUCAGCAGCUCUGGAAUCAGGUAUCUAGGAUUGAGGGGAAAAGUUUGCAAAGAGUCCCAUUAGGGGGCACCACGCCCUAUCCAUUCAUCCCUAUAAUCCAAAUCCAAUACAAUCCAAAUACAUCCAUCCAUCCAUCCGUAUCCGUUUGUCCUUAGCUGACGCGCCGUUCAAAUCGCAGUGCUACGUUGUUAGAAAUCAUGCCUAGUUCUCUGCCGAAAAAGCGUAGGAAAAUUUAUUUGGAGCCAGGUACGCCGUUUAUCGUCCCGAGGUCCACUCGUCUACGAAGGGAGCGAGCGCUCAGAGAGACAAGCGAGCAGGGCCGAAGGCAAACCGAUCGUGGUGCACAAGAAACCAAAGAAACUGGAUCUGUGGUGUGCACUACAUCCUCCGCCGCAGAGGCAAUACGUGACUCACGUGCAAGGCCGACAACAGGAAUAGCUCACAAUCCUCAAACUCCUGCUGUGCAAGGAAAUUCUUCGCAAGAUAAUGUGAAUGAGACUACUGUGCCUGGCCAACGAGUUGACCCAAGCGUGGAAGAUGGCGGCUAUGUAGACGACGUGCUUUUGUCCAGAGCGGAGGAUAAUGAUCCUGAUAUAUCCCGUGGUUGGACUGCGGUAUUUUCCGAAGCGGAAAUUUUGCAGCUUGCGGGCAACCUGGAGGAGUUUCAGCGUACGACAUUACCGUCGUCUUCGACCACGGUAGCUGAGGCAGUGACAAGGAUUUUGACAUUCGUUAAGUCACAUGGUCUUUCCUGGACUGCCUUUAACGAUCUUCUUCGGUUGCUGAACUCUUUCUAUGGGGGGUCAAGAAAUCUGCUGCCAUCAAGCAAGUACAUCUUCACGAAGCUCUGGACAAAUAAUGACAAGAAACCUUUCGCAAAUUUGCAGACAGCUGCUGACCCCAAGACGGAGAACACUGCUAAAAGGGAGCUAUUUAAAAGUACUGCCUCUGUCAAGACAUCACCUGGCUCAGAAAAUGAUAUGGUACCAAAAAAACUUUUGAAAGAGCAGCAAUCAAAUGUAAAAAAGGUACAGAAAGAGUGUGAGGAAAUCGAACGACAGCUGCUGGAAGAAAGAGUUCGUUGCCGAAGACUUCAAGAUGCGCUGCUGAACAAGAUUGAAGCGCUCGCAAGCCAAUCACCUGGUAUACCACUCCCCGACAAAGAAAAUGCAGAUAGCUCUGCCGCAUUGCCAGCCACACUUCCGGAUGUUUCAACGGUGUCCAAAAAAGCGGGAUUCCCAAGGAACACAGUGAGCUCUGCACCUGCAGCUGCUACAGCUAGUCAGCAGACUGCAGAAGACAGCAGUAAAGCGGCACUUGUGUCCAUUCAAGCUGCCUUGUGCAUCAGUAGGAACCUACCAGCACCUCCUGAUGGGGUGCUGCCCCACACAAGUGGUUCUACAGAGGUUCAGGAAGGUAUGAUGAUCACAGAUGCUUCCCUUUUUGAAACACAGAAUGGAAAGGUGAACUUUGGUGCUGGGCUCUUCAUCGAUGAAGCAGAGUUCCUUCGCAUACGCAAGGCCCGGACAGACUCUAUUUUCUGCAGGGAGCUCAUUCGGGCCUUUUGGAAGCCCAGUGAACUCUUUGGAAGGAGUGCCACUGGGCAACCGCCCAGAAGAUUCGCGAAAGAAGGUAGGCCAGCGAAGCCCUGCCUUACACCGCAAAAGCUGGAGGCCGUAAAAAAUGCAUUCCACAAGUAUGUUGAAGAUACCACGGAGAAAGGGCUGCCUGAUGCAGAAAAAAAAGCAAAGGUGCAGAGAAGGACUAGCCAAUUCAGAAAGCAUUUGUGCUACAUGCUCAAUGAUUUAAAUAAAAAGAAGCAGUAAUAUC